CUUCAAACAACGGUCGAGUCGCGAUUCGUGAUGAUCGAAAAUUCCUCUACAUAGAUGUUGCGAAUCGGUGCUACCGCAGCGGUACUGCUCUCGGUACUCGCUAUUCUAUCCCUUGCUCACUGCACGAUUCCCGAAACACGGCACAUAACACACACCGACCCGAUUUCAACCGCCUAAUUCGAGUGGUUCUCGCCUGGAAGCAGCCACUUUUGAAUGCGAAAUUCCUUCGGUUGGAAACUAUGUGACGCGACAGACCGAUAGUACUCGUCGGGUACAUUCAUUCAAACUAGUUGGUACGUCAAACUUCAACAACCUGCAGUGGCGGGAAGGGAGCGGAAAGCGGUACGCUCUUACCUGUGUAAUAAAAAUGGCCGAGCGUACCGGAGGAGAGUACCAAGCGACGUUGCCACAUCUACAAUCCAUCAUCGAAUUUAAAUACUUUCACAUUAAACCUACACUAAAAUCUUCCAUUUUACCACAUUAACCUACCUGUUAUUUUAUAGCAAAUCAACUUCUAUUUUAAUCAAAUAGAUUUACACGUUAUUUAUAACAUUCUAUUUAUAACAAAUUUACUUGUAAGUACCUCCCCGACCGUUACAAAAGAUGACAUUUUAAAUUUAAACUAGGCACUGGAAAACCGGCAACGUUGGAUACACGUUUCAGUGUUCACUUUGGUCGAUUUUUGUGCCUGUCUUUGCAAUUUUAUUAUUACUUUUGCAGACUUUUCAGGCACAUGUGGACGCAUUCGGAAAGUUUCAAACUUUUCCCCUUCAAUCGAACCCGUUUAAUUUCCGCCGAAUUAAAAUGGAUGAAUUAAAUACAAUAUUCUUUAGGAUAUUAGGAAUCACCCUGAGUUUCGUGGAGAUAGCAUGUAAAUUAGAUCGAACGCUUGUUGAAUUGAUUGAAGAUACAUUAUUGAAUGAAUUGCUUUAGUAACAGAUCUCGAUGCGGGUUAGUGGGGAUGUUAUUAAUAAACGCAAUUAAGUACGCAUUUUAAUCUCCUAACGAAAACAACGAGCGAUUAAAAUGAAAAGCGGAUCGUAUUUUUUGAUAAUAGUUUCCACUUUGCUUUCGACGUCGAUUUGCUCGGGCAAUUCGGACGAAUUAAAAGACCUGUUGAAUUUCGGCGGUGCCAAAAUCGCGAAUGUUAACAACGCCAGUGAAUCAAAAAUCGAUUUGCUGGGUGAAAUACUAAAGGAGUACAUCAAUUCGAUUAAGAAACACCCGAAAUUAGAUAUAGUUUUUCUGAUCGAUUCAUCGUCGAGUGUGGGAGAAUAUAAUUUCAAAAGUGAAUUGAAAUUCGUGAAGAAGUUACUCAGUAAUGUUGUUGUCGAUUAUAAUCAUACGAGAAUUGCUGUGGUUGCGUUCAGUUCAUCUACAAAUAUUUUGAAAAGUAUAGACGAAAUAGGAAAGCGGUCGAAGAAUCACAGCAAAUGCUCCUUACUAUCGAAGCAACUAAAAAACGUCAAGUUCAAAGGAGGCGAUACUUUCACUUUGGGAGCGCUGAAGAAAGCUAAGGAAAUAUUCGACUCGUCCGAUAGAAACGAUUCGAAAAAAGCAAUAUUUCUGAUAACAGACGGCUACUCGAACGGCGGCGAUCCCGUCCCGGUGGCCGAGGAGCUCAAACGAAAUUCCGUCACCAUAUUCACCAUCGGCAUACGAAGUGGCAACUACAAGGAGCUCUACGACAUAUCCUCUUCACCCGGAGAAUAUCACAGCUAUUUACUCGACAGUUUCAACGAGUUCGAAAGCCUAGCCAGGCGGGCCCUGCACUCAGAUUUGAAGAGCGGAGAUUACGUACCGCUCGGCGACAAUGCCUUUUGCGACAGUUUGUGCAUCGACGGGGAUUGUUGCGAUGAAAAGGCCGUGUGUUCUUGCGGGACGACGACGGGCCAUUAUUCCUGCGUUUGCAAACCGGGCUAUUACGGCUACGGUUUGCGAGGCGAUUGUUUCGCUUGCGAAUCUGGGACAUAUUCCGACGGUCCUAACACAUGCCUGCCGUGUCCUGAUCCUUUCCACACGACCAAAGCGCCCGCCUUCGGCAUAGAUAGCUGCGAGUGCAAAGAGGGAUACAGAGCAACGUCGAAAAGGGAAUGCAAAGAAAUGAAGUGUCCGAAAAUAACGGCGCCUCCGAACGGUUAUUACGUGAAAAACAAAGUCUGCCCGAAUGUAAUAUACAGCGCUUGCGGCAUCCGGUGCGAAGUCGGGUAUUUUUUGAAAGGAACAAGCGUUAGAUUGUGCUUGAAGAACGGCACUUGGAGUGGAGAGGAUACCGAAUGUGAAAUUAAAACUUGCGGUCCCCUGGCGGAGCCUAAAAACGGAAAACUCGACUGCUAUCAACCGGACUCCGACCAGCAUUUCGACAAUUUCACCGCCUUGCCCGUGGACACCAUUUGCAAAUACACUUGCAACGAGGGGCACCUUUUAACAGGCUCUUUAGAACGAUAUUGCCUACCCAUAGCGAGAUGGAGCGGUUUAAAAACCACCUGCAAACCAAUUAGGUGUAAAAAACUACCAGUUAUAAACUACGGGACGGUUUAUCCCGAAUCUUGCCAUUCAGGUAGACAAGAGUACGGUAAAGUAUGUAAAUAUGAUUGUAUGGAAGGAUUUAUACGAAAUGGUCCUUCCGAAAGACAUUGUACUGGGAAACGUGGAAGAUGGGAUACUUUGGAAAAGGUUACUUGUACCGACGUAUCGCCGCCGCGGAUAAUUUGCCCGGAAAAUCUGGUGACGAACGCACUUCCCGGGAAGAAGUUCGGCCAUACGAAUUGGACGGAGCCGAUCGCGACCGACAACUCGAAUUCGAACGUCACCGUGUGGAUAAAGUCCGUGUGGAUAAAGCCGUCGAUAGCGAACAUAACGAAGCACAAAUUCAAAAUCGGGACCACCAGGGUGCAGUAUUUCGCACAAGACGCCUUCCAAAACACCGGCAAUUGCUCUUUCAAUGUCACUGUUAAAGACACGGAACCCCCUCGCUUCGAAAAUUGCAUCGAUCCUCCCACGUUUCUCACCGACAACAAAUCGGGCGCCACUCUAACCUGGGACGAACCGACGGCCUUCGAUAACUCCCAAAAUUUCACGACGAGCCGGUCCCGAGAUUUCGGUUUCUUUCCGACGGGAACCACUCCCGUCCGAUACGAGGCAAUCGAUGGCAGCGGCAACAGGAACGAAUGCGUACUUAAUAUCACCGUUGAAGUUUCCAAAUGUGAUCCUCUACCUGAUCCUUUGAAUGGUAAAAGUUUGUGCAGCGCUAAUCAAUCGGAGGGUUUACGUUGUUUGAUAACGUGCGAUGAAGGGUACAGCAUUCCUGUUAUGCAAGUGACGCAGAAAGAUAACGAGUCGCUGUUUGUUUGCGAUGAUUUUUCUCCUAACUGGUACAAUGAAAACGGUCUAUUUUUAUCAGAAUGUUCCGAAACUCAAUUUCCCAAAGAAACUCAAACGGGCGAGUUUAUCAUACCUAACGUGAAUAAUUGCAACGAUUUGCACAAUAUCGAAACGAUCAAAAACGACGUUAACACAUUCAUCAACGAGAGACUUUGCGAUGGAAAUUGCUCUCUCACUACAAACGUCGAUUGCGAAAACGACAACCGAGUGGAAACGUCGAAAAACUCCACCGUCAACAAACGGGAGGUCAGAAGAACGAAAAAGCGCAGAGUAAAGGUAAAAUACCAGCUUAAACGGCAAUUCCGCGUCAGGAGCAGAACCUUGCCAAACAAUUACCAAGUGCAGUUGAAAAACGGCUACAGGGCUUCGUUGCAUUACGAAAGUAAAUUGGAUUGUCCCCCGGGAACCGUCCAAAGAUUACCAAGAUGCGUGUAUUGUCCAAAAGGAACCUUCCAUAACGAAACGAAGAACGUUUGCCAAAACUGUCCGUUCGGCAAAUACAACGAUAAAAUCGGGCAGACCGCGUGCACUCGCUGCCCCUUGCACUUUUCAACGCGAAGAUUGCAUUCGAGGAAGCCGGAGGAUUGCAAAGAACAGUGUCCGCCGGGCACGCACGCCAGGAAAAAACUCCAAAUAUUACACAAGCGCCACCGCAACGUGACAAUAGAAAAAACGAGUUUGAAGCCGCAAUGCUAUUCCUGCGGCGUCGGAUUCUAUCAAUCGAAUUACGGCGAAUUGAAAUGUUUAUCUUGCCCCGAAGGUUACACGACGACGUCAAUUGGAUCGACGGGCGUCGAACAAUGCACGCCGACUGCGGAUGAGUUUUGCAGGCGAGGCGUCUGCGGUCCCAAUGCCCUCUGCUCCGUCGCUAAUGAAUACGAAUACACUUGUAACUGCUACGAAGGAUAUGUCGGUACUCAUUGUGAGGAAGAAAUCACAGCAUGCCAAUCUCAACCGUGCAUUAAUAACGGCACGUGUUUAUCCAUUCCGAAUGGAUAUUUUUGCGUUUGUCCGGGAGAAUUUACUGGUUCCAACUGCGAAAGUGUUGUAGAAACUUGCUUGAACAAUGGAGUGACGUAUUUUGAAAAUAACGGUACCUCCAUUUGCAUUUGCCCCCCAGGUUUCAUCGGGGUAAAAUGCGAGAUCAAAAUCUACCCGUGCCAAGAAAUGUUUUGCGAAAACGAUUCCCAUUGCGUGGAAGAAGGCGGACGGGCAGUUUGUAAAUGCAAAGAAGGCUUCAUAGGCUCCAGGUGUCAGCUAUUACCGUGCGAUUAUCGACCGUGUCCAGAUACAAAAAUAUGCCUCAACACCUUUGAAGAUAACUCGACAAGAGACAGUUACUUUUGCGUUUGUCCGGAAGGCUACACAGGCGAUAAUUGCGAAGAGAGGAUCAAUCACUGUUUGAUAUCGCCUUGUUUAAAUAACGGUGUGUGCGUCAACGGAUUUACAAACUACACCUGCAACUGCUCGAGCAUGUUCUACGGUAGCCACUGCGAAAUUCGCAGGUACACUAGAUACGCGUUCAGAUUCGACGGUUACAGCACUUCGAAUUUCGUGAAGCUUCAGCCCUUCAGCAGGAAUCUGACCGAUAUAAGCGUUUGUCUUUGGAUACAAACUUUGGACGACGUUAAUUACGGCACGAUCAUUUCCUACGCCACGGAGACAUUCGACAACGCCUUUACACUCACAGAUUACACCGGGUUGGUUUUGUACGUUAACAAUCAAUAUGUAGUGACUGAUAUACAUUUAAACGACGGGUUGUGGCAUCACGUAUGCGUUACGUGGGGAAGUAAUAAAGGCACUUAUCAAAUAUUCGUCGAUGCUAAACUCGUCAAAUUCGGCGUGGAUUUAUCUCCAGAUAGUCAGAUACAAGAGAAGGGAAGUUUAAUUUUGGGACAAGACCAAGACGUUUUCGGUGGGAAAUUCAGCCAAAGCGAGUCCUUUGUCGGAAAGCUCACUUACGUGGACAUUUGGUCGGGAAUUCUAACCCAAGACGAAGUCGAUGUGCACUUUAUCGAUUGCGGGGACUCGUUCUUUGGGACAUUAUACGCUUGGCCAGAGAUGAGGGAUUUCCAUCAGGGAAAUGUAAAAGUCGAAGAAUCGGAUUUCUGCAAGAACUGCGAACCGCCGAAGACGCUCCGCAACGGGGACGUCACAGUAGUAAAUAACACGGCUUAUUACUCGUGCUACGCCGGCUUUACUUUGAACAAUCCGAAUUUCGCGAACGGGCGAAAGUGCACCAAGGCCUCUUACUGGGAGGGGUAUUACGAACCGUAUUGCAAAAGAAAGUAUUGCGGGUAUCCGGGAUCGAUCAGGAAUGGAUACGUAAUAGGAAAACACCGGUACUCUUACCAGGAUGAAAUCAACUAUUUCUGUUACGAAGGGUACAAUAUGAUUGGAAACGGGACGAUAAAAUGCGCUGAAAAUGGUCAAUGGAAUCCGGUCAAACCGAGGUGUAUCGGUACACAAUGCACAGCCUUUAAGACGCCGGAAAACAGCUCGUUUACCAUCAUGUCUGAUCAAAGUUACGAAGAUUACAAAGAAAAUUACACUCAACUCGACAUCGGGACGCAAAUCGAGUUUUCCUGCUUUGAAAAUUACAAGCUCGUCGGCGAAAGCAUAGUAAACUGCAUGGAAAACGGAACUUGGGACUUCGAACCGCCCAAAUGCCUUCCGGAAAUUAAAGAAACCAAAUUAAAUUGCCCCUUAAAUCAAAUUCCAAAACCACCAUCUAACGGAUACAUGGACACGGACUCGUUUAAUGAGGUUUCAAAUGGCACCAAAAGUGUUAUUGAAUACAAAUGCGAAGAGGGCUACACUCUCAUAGGCGAUAAUUCUUCUACUUGCAUUUUGGAUGGAUACUGGUCGGAACCGAAUAUAUCAUGCCAAAAAACCAUUACGUGCGGAAUUUGGCCUAAAUUCAAAAACACAAUCUCCAAACCCGCAACUUCUGAGGAAAGACACGCAGUAGGAGAUAAAGUGGUCUUCGAAUGCGAAGAGGGCUACGCAAAAUUAGGCGUCAACCUAUUCAUUCGCUGCUUGCCCACUGGAAAAUGGUCCAGGCUUCAAGGAAAAUGCCUAAGAAAAUCGUGCGGGAAGCCCAGCAUAUCUGACGAUACGGAAAUCGAAGGGCGCUCUUACUUAUACGGGGAUACAGUAAAACUUAUAUGUCCAAGUGGUUCAUCAUACAUGUUAGAUUGUAACAAAGAUGGUUCGUGGGAUGGCAAACAAGACGAUUCUUGUUAACAUCUUUUAUUUAAAGAGCCGAAAAAAUAUUACACAAAAUAUAUUAAAUAACUAAUUAACUCGUUCUGAAAAAAAGAAAACGAUAUAAUUUUACUUAAUUUGAAAUUAAUUAAUAAAUUACCUUCUUUCUCUUAAUGGCAAGGUCUCGCGAUGUGGACCUCCCGUUUUAAAUAAAAGACCUGUGUCUCCCUGCUUAGCAUUGUAACCCUUCAGGAAUUGGUUACCGGGCGCCUAUAAUGAUUAGAUAUCGUUAAAAAAGAACUUCAACAAUUUCCGCAUACUUACAUUAUUCAUAAGAGUGUGGUAAGCGUGUGCUUCCAUUGCUUCGACUUCAAGUUCGGGAAUAUCGAAGCAAGGAAUGUUGAAAUAAUUCAUCAAACUAUGCUUUUUGUCAGCGUUUAUGCCUCAAAACUCCAUAUUCUUCUUCUAAUCUGCAAACCCAAUCUUUCAAUUGAGUGUCUUGGGUAUCGAAUCUGUUAAAAUCGAUUCUUUCGAUAUCUUCGACUACGAUUUCCACGUCUCCUUCCUCGGACCAAUCGUAGAUUAGCAAUUCAGAGUGUUUACUGUAAAAAAAAGGAUGUUCAAUUUGUUUUUACCCGUUUUCUUAUUAAUCUUACCUCAUAGUUUUCAAAUAUUCUUGUUUGUAAUAUUUUUCCAUAGUACUCAAAUAUUUCGGUGUUAAAACUUUAGAAUCUUUCUCGUAACUGAUGGCCCUUUUCUGGAUGUUUUCCAUCACUUUGGGAACCGGCACGUCCAGAUAUAUGAUCAAAUGUGGUCUCAAUAAUUCUGAUAUUGAAUUAUCACGAAACUCGUAAUAUCUCUUUCUACCUAAAAGGCCAGUAUUUCGUUUACAAUAUUAGAUAUUCUAAGUUUUACAUACAUUGUUUAUUCAGGAAUCCACUGUGGUACAUAGCUUCAGUGAACACAAAGUCGGAAUACACGCAUCUGUCCAACACAACUCCUUGUCCGGUACUUAGAACAUGAGCCAAAGCAUCGAUAUAUUGGGAGUACCUUAAGAACAAAUUGUGAGGUAAGUUUGUAUUUGCUUACAAAUCCUGUUACUUACUUUAUUAUAUAUUGUUGCAAUUGGAAUCGGAUGGUGUGUCUGUGCCUUGGAUUUUUUAAGAAAUCCAUAACGUCCCAGCUCUUACAGCUGUCCGGCAACUGGGGGUCCAGUUUCCUCAAAUCGUAACCGUAGUCAUUGAUAUAGAUCAUGUCCAAGUUAGCUUCGGGUAAAUAGAGCAUGUCGAAUUCCUGAGCUAAAGCCUUCGCUAGCUUCGAUUUACCUGCUGCAACAGGACCCUCCACGACUACUAUCUAAAAUAUUCAAAUAAGGAAUUGAUCGAAUACUAGAAUAUAAGAGUUGAAAUACACUUACUUUAGAGUUUUCAUCUAGGCGAGCGGAGGUUUUAUCGUAAAGGUAAUGAAAUAAAGUGAAAGGUUUGUCGUUGUAGGGCCAGGGUUUCGGUUUCUCGGGGCGAUCCUCAUCAGGAGAUCUCGUACGCAGGCUGGUAAUUGUUCUCAUAAAAGGUAAGUUUUUAUUAUGUUGGAAUAUAUUAUUUGAAACUAUUCGUUUAAGACCUAUUCUCACCAACGUAGACAUUUCUAUUUAUUAUAAAUUGCCCAAAAAAUGAAAGGACUGAAGUAUUGGUUAUAUUUUUUACAUAACAAGCAAUUGUCAAAGUGGUUGUCA
Phyllotreta striolata is the source of this 8323-nucleotide messenger RNA. The record is from the annotation of a GenBank genome assembly. Lineage: Eukaryota; Metazoa; Arthropoda; Insecta; Coleoptera; Chrysomelidae.